Molecule: messenger RNA, 390 nt
Organism: Rosa rugosa (rugosa rose)
Lineage: Eukaryota; Viridiplantae; Streptophyta; Magnoliopsida; Rosales; Rosaceae
Product: putative fasciclin-like arabinogalactan protein 20
Exons: 1
Coding region: 1-390 (129 amino acids)
Source: RefSeq, a predicted model, not a curated record
AUGUCCCUCGCCAUCGACCUCGCCUUUCACUCCAUCACCUCCCAGUCGCCGUCGCUCACCGUCUUCGCUCCGGCCGACGCCGCCUUCUCCAACUCCGGCCACCCCAGUCUCAACCUCCUCCGCUACCACCACCUCCCCAUCGCUUUCCCUCUCCGAUCACUCAAGUCCCUCUCGUUCGGUGCCAAGAUCGCCACUCUGCUCGACAGCCACUCUCUCACCGUCACCACUCUGCCGUCCGAGGACUGCCUCGUCUCGCUCAACAACGUCACCGUCACGGUGUCCCCAAUUUUCGACGACGGGUCGUUGAUCAUCUUCGGAACCAACAAAUUCUUAGACCCGUAUUUCCAGAUCUCGGGUCCAAUUCGGAGCUAUAGCCUCAAGAAUCUCUGA